UUUCCUUUGAAGUUUUAAAAAAAAAUAGGCAAAGUAAUCAACCCUUUGUUACAUUUUUAAAUUGGAGCAGUUUUUACCAGAAUGUUGAUCUUUAUUGGACUACGGGGAUACAUCUAAGGAUAUUAAUGAUCAGCUGGAGAGUUCAUUUCACAAAUAAGUUAAACAGGAAGAUGCCACUACGAGAACAUUGGGAUGGCUUUAGGCAACAGGUACCAAUGAAAUGAAGAAUAUUAUCUUGGAACUCAGAAAGAAAUACAAGGAUCUUCUAACAUUACACAUGUUAUGUAAACCACAGCUCAGCUUCCCUGAACAUCAUAAAGAUAUCAACAGUGGAAAUGUUUCUGUAUCAAAUCAUAUUAGCCAACAUGGUCAUGAUGAUGCACUUCAGAACAAAAUAAAUCUUCCAGGUACCAUUCAAAUGGCCAUUACAGAUUAUCCUGCAAAUUUGACCAAGCCUAAUCAGACCAAGUCUAGAAAAGCUUUGCCUGUAUUAAAUGAAGACGACCUGACUAAAAUAGACAUUACCACACCAACACCAAAGACUAAGGACCUAUCUAUUCCAAAACAUGUAGAAACUACAAACUGUGAAACUUUGUUGUUAGAAAAUGAACAUAAUGUGGAAACUGCACACAGUGGAACUGCGAUGUUAGAAACUGAACAGAAUGUGGAAACUGCACACAGUCAAACUGUGGUAUUACAAGGUGAACAGAAUAGUAAAACAACACAUGGUGACACUGUAGUUUUAGAAAAGUGUCCACCAUCAGAAAAUAUUCAAUCUACCAACAUAAUGAAGUUUGUUUUAAUACCAGUCAUGUCAGUUGAUGUAAAUAAUCCAAUUACAAAAACUACAGACACUGAUGCAAAGAAAAUACUGAACACAAGUUGUGUCAAAUCAACUGGUGCAUCACCACCCUUCAAAGGGAACAUGUCUGAUAUACAACUCAUAAGCAAUAAAGACAAAACAAGAAAUAAUCCACCUAAAAAUGUAAUGGCCGCAUCAACAACCAUGGAUAGGAAUGAGACAGACAAACAACUCAUAAGCAAUAAAGACAAAACAAGAAAUAAUACACCUAAAAAUGUUAAAGCGGCAUCAACAACCUCGGAUAGGAAUGAGACAGCCAAACAACUCAUUAGCAAUAAAGACAAAACAAGAAAUAAUCAACCUAAAAUUGUAAUGGCCGCAUCAACAACCACGGAUAGGAAUGAGACAGACAAACAACUCAUUAGCAAUAAAGACAGAGAAAUCAAUAGUCAAACUAACAACACAAGUACUGCACAAAUCCUGUUAAAUGAAAAUAUUUGGACUAUUCAAACUAAAGGGGGUAAUCAUAUAUAUAAAGUCAAAAGAAAAUACCGGGAUAUUCAACCAUGUGGAACUUCUAUUGCAUCUUUUUCGUCAAAUCAGUUAGAUGUUAAUAAUAUAGCUUUGCCAACUACAGUCAGUGAAAUAAAGAAAAUAGAUAAUCUCCUAGAAAACAAGGAAGCAUCAGCCUCAUUGAUAGAAAAUAUGUCUGAAGACACUAAUAUGACUGUUGAUGAUUAUAACCCAAAUACAAAUUCAUCUACCAUACCUACACAGUUGAAUGUAAAUGAGUUCACUAUGAAUAUAAGGCGUGACAUCAAGGAGAAAUAUAAACAAACUAUAAACUCUACAACAUAUACUCCAUUUAGUGUAAAUACUGACAAUGAAGAGAAGGAGAAAUAUAUUGACAACAAAAGACCAACUGCAAUGGUGACACGAUCAGGACGAGUGAAAAUCUCUGUCCUUCCCUUUACCGACUACAGCAUUAUGGAGGAGUAUACUCAUGAUAAAGCCCCAACUGCCAUGGGAACCAGGUCAAUACGAUCUGAAGCAAAUACCGCUGUACUUCAAGAGGACAAUGUCGUUAUGGAGGGGUAUACACAUACUAAUACCCCGAUUGUCACCCAGUCAUGUCAGCUAGGGGUGAAAAACACCGUCAUCCAAGCUAUAAACAGCAGCAAUAUGGAGGGGAUUACUCAGAAUAACACUUCACCUGUUAUGGCAACCAGAUCAAGUUCAACAUGUAGGACAAAAUCCAUUCCUGGUACCGACAAUAUCAUCAAUGUUUCAACUGCCAUGGCAACAAGGUCAGGUCAAUUAGGUGUAAAAAGCUCUAUUGCUGGUACCGACACUAUCAUCAAUGUUUCAACCGCCAUGGCAACAAGGUCAAGCCAAUCAGGUGUUAAAAUCUCUAUUCCUGCUACAGAUGGUAUAACCAAUUAUGGCUUUACUAAUAAUGAUGCCUCAACUUCAACUUAUAGAAAAGACGCGUCAAUUAUGCCAGUUGAAAAUAUUGCUGAAUUCUCAGACAAAGAUAUGGAGUCAACAAAAACACAAGAAGCAGUCAGUGCCAUUAUUGAUGUCGAUCAGACUGGGCAGUGUAUGGGAACCUGUGAAGCAGAUGAGACGUACCAUGAUAUGGAUGACCCAUCUUUGUCAGAUGAAGACAAGAAGAUGGAGUCAAAGGAAACUAGUGAAGCAGUAAAGGCCAUUGUUGAUAUUGGUGAUGCUGAUAGGGAGGACAUAACUUCUAGAAGAACAGAUUUAAAGGCAUCGGGCUCUGGUGGACAAAAUGAUGGGAAUAGUGUUACAGACAAUGCACAGAAGGACACGACAGAUGGGUUUAUAUGUGAUAUAGGCGAUUGCAGAAAGGUGUUUUCUACGUAUAAGUACUUAGGGGUUCACAAGAGAAAAACACAUUCAACUAAAACCUAUGCAUGUGAUGUGUGCGGUAGAGGGUUUCCCCACAAACGAUACCUGAAAAACCACAGUAAACUACACAGUGAUGAUAAACCGUACAAAUGUCAGGUGUGUGGUAAACAAUUUCGUCAAAAGCAGAACCUCACAAGACAUCUAAAAUCACAUGGGGAUAGAGUCAUAGAAACGCAUACAUGUGAUAUAUGUGGGAAGGUGUUUAGAGAAUCGUCAAAUUUACAAGCUCAUGUCAAAACACACACGUCUGAAAACAACUUUGUGUGCGACCUGUGUGGUAUGACGUUUAAAUUGAAAAGAUACAUGGUUCGCCAUCACAAUGUUAAACAUUCCAUUCAGAAACAGUUUACAUGUGAAGUGUGUAACAAAGUGUUCCGUCAAAAGGUAACUCUAAAAAAUCACAUGACUACACAUGUUGUUGGUAAAAUGUUUGUGUGUGAAGUGUGUGGUCAAGAAUUCUCACAGAAAGGUUCUAUUAAAAGACACAUGGAUAGAGUACACACGGGUAAUACAACAUGUGAAAUAUGUGGUAUAAUAGUCAGACCGGAACGUCUUCAGAAACACUUGAGGGGGCAUACUGGGGAAAAAGCUCACAAAUGUCAGGUGUGUAAUAGAGAGUUUGAUAGGAAAAGUGCUUGGCUGAAUCACAUGAAAACUCACACAGGAGAGAAACCACACUUAUGCGAUCUUUGUGGCAAAGGUUUUUCCACUACCUCGUUAUUAAAUGUUCACAUGCGAUCACAUACCGGUGAAAAGCCUUUUAAAUGUGACAUAUGUGGUAAAGGGUUUAGCCAGAGUGGACCUCUAAAGACCCACAAGCUGAUCCACACGGGGCUUAAGCCAUAUAUAUGUGCUGUAUGUGGUAAAGGAUUUACUCAGCCUGCAAGUCUUCAACAACACAGGACAACACAUUUAGAUUAUAACGCUCAUCACUGUGACAUUUGUUCGAACACUUUUAAACACCGACAUAGCUUACUUAGACAUAUGUUAAAACGUCAUAAUAUAGGCAAGCAUGCGGUCAGUAAAUCAGGAAAUAGUGAUGGUAGACAGACAGUCGGUAUGACUGGUCACAAUGAUGGCAGACAGGACGUUAAUUUGACUGAUCGCAAUGAGUGCCGACAAGCAGCGAGUAUGAUUGACCACAAUCUUGGUAGACAGGUAGACAUAAAUGAUUUUGGUGCAGGUGGUCAAUCUACUGUUGAUAUAUCUCGUUUGUAUUUUGUGCAUGAAGAGACUAUACAGAAUACCUACUAUUAGUUUCAUCUGAUCUCACGAAGAGACUAUACAGAAUUCCUACUAUAAGUUUCAUCUGAUCUCACGAAGAGACUAUACAGAAUACCUACUAUUAGUUUUAUCUGAUCUCGUGAAGAGACUAUACAGAAUACCUACUAUUAGUUUCAUCUGAUCUCAUGAAGAGACUAUACAGAAUACCUACUAUUAGUUUCAUCUGAUCUCAUGAAGAGACUAUACAGAAUACCUACUAUUAGU
This is a messenger RNA of Mytilus trossulus (common blue mussel), 4222 nucleotides long. RefSeq lists its product as uncharacterized. Gene Ontology annotation, biological process: regulation of transcription by RNA polymerase II. Gene Ontology annotation, cellular component: nucleus. The transcript has 5 exons. Bases 221 to 3991 code for a protein of 1256 amino acids. The record is from RefSeq and is a predicted model, not a curated record. Lineage: Eukaryota; Metazoa; Mollusca; Bivalvia; Mytilida; Mytilidae. Gene Ontology annotation, molecular function: DNA-binding transcription activator activity, RNA polymerase II-specific; RNA polymerase II cis-regulatory region sequence-specific DNA binding.